Paramecium sonneborni is the source of this 554-nucleotide messenger RNA. The record is from the annotation of a GenBank genome assembly. Lineage: Eukaryota; Ciliophora; Oligohymenophorea; Peniculida; Parameciidae.
UUUGAAUCAAUCAUAUUAACUUUAAAACCCGAACCUUCGAACCUUGUUAAAUAAAAGAAAAGUCUUACAAUACUUCUCUUAUUGUUUAAAGAUAUAAUUAAUUGGUAGUGGAUAUUUUUGAGAAAUUAAUUAAAUAUGUUAAUAAUUUCAAAUAUGCUUUAUAGCAAGCUUAACUCAAAAUGUCCGACUAUUAAAAUACAUUAGAUGCUUCAUCAUGCUUUAAUAAAUCCUGUGAAUCAUUUAAAGAAAAUUAACUUGAUAAUAGAAGUAAGAAUUUUAAUUAUCAACAAGAUUUUACUCCUAAGAACCCUACUAAUAGACCUUAAACUGCAAGAGUUGAUUAUUUCGAUCCUCUAAAAAAGAGAAGAAAUUAACAAAGCUACAACAGAGUUGUUUGGAUAAAAUUUAAAUACAAAUAAAGGAGAUUCUUUAUGGAUAUAAUCUCCAAUUAUAUCAAGUUACAAGUAGAUCAAUUAAUAUGAUCAAAUAAAAUACUCCUUAGAAUAAUGAAACCUUUCUUAAAUCAACGUUUUUAGCUCCUGAAUAAAACAGAG